AUCACAGCGCGGUCCAGCAGAGCCGCAGUGUUUCACAGCAACCGUUCAGAGGGGAAAGAAAACAAUAACUGAAUAAAUUUGUUGUUUUUUUGGGAUUUAGUGUGAUGGAAGAGCACAAGAAGGACAUGGCUCCUGUUUCCGAGGAUGAUUUUAUGAUUGUUAAGGAAGUGCAGCGUUUCCGUUUGAGCUUUUGAUGCUUUAGAUUGCAGAAACAUUAGCCUACCAUUAUUAGCUGUGUAUAAUAAACAGUGCAGGUUUUAUUUAUUUAUUUUAUUUUUUUAUUCUUAUCACAAUGAGGUUGUCGGCGUUUUUACUGAACACUUCUGCAAAAAUUGAGUAUUAUUCCAGAUUUUCACCAUCUCCUCUCUCCAUCAAGCAGUUCCUGGAGUUUGGACGGGACAAUGCGUGCGAGAAAACCUCGUACAUGUUCCUGAGGAAGGAGCUGCCCGUGCGACUCGCCAACACCAUGCGGGAGGUCAACCUGCUGCCCGACAAACUGCUGACUCAGCCCUCCGUCAGACUGGUGCAGAAAUGGUACAUGCAGAGUUUUCUGGAGCUGCUGGAGUAUGAAAACAGGAGCCCAGACGACCCGCACGCGCUGAACGACUUUCUGGAGAUUCUUAUCGAGAUCAGGAACAGACACAACGACGUGGUUCCCACCAUGGCCCAGGGCGUGAUCGAGUACAAGGAGAAGUUCGGCUUCGACCCGUUUGCCAGCUCCAACAUUCAGUAUUUCCUGGAUCGCUUCUACACCAACCGUAUCUCUUUCCGCAUGCUCAUCAACCAGCACACACUCCUGUUCGGUAACGACACAAACCCGGCGCAUCCCAAACACAUCGGCAGCAUCGAUCCCGCCUGUAACGUAGCCGACGUGGUUAACGAUGCGUACGAGAUGGCUAAGAUGCUGUGCGAGCAGUACUACCCCACUGCCCCGGCGCUGAAGAUUAAAGAGUUUAAUGCUAAAGCUCCUGACAAGCCCAUCCAGGCCGUGUAUGUGCCGUCGCAUCUGUUCCACAUGCUGUUCGAACUCUUCAAGAAUGCAAUGCGAGCCACAGUGGAACAUAAUGAAGAAAAUAAAGAUGAUCUUCCACCUGUUAAGGCUAAAGUGACCUUGGGGAAGGAGGAUCUCUCUAUAAAGAUCAGUGACCGGGGUGGAGGCGUACCUCUGAGGAAGAUCGACAGGCUCUUUAAUUACACCUACUCCACCGCUCCAACCCCCAGUUUAAACUCCAAACGAGUUCCACUGGCCGGAUUUGGUCACGGUUUGCCGAUCUCCAGACUCUACGCUCGGUACUUUCAGGGAGAUUUGCAGCUCUACUCGAUGGAAGGCGUUGGCACGGACGCAGUCAUCUACCUGAAGGCUCUCUCCAGCGAGUCAUUUGAGCGGCUGCCAGUUUUUAACAAGUCGGCCUGGCGGCACUAUCAGGGAGGCCCCGGAGCGGACGACUGGAGCAACCCGAGCAAAGAGCCGCGGGACGCGUCCAAGUACAAAGCGAAGAGAUAAAUCCACCACCAGACCACCAGUGCACUCCUCUCUCUCUCUCCUUCCCUCUCAACUACGAGUGUUAUCUCUCUCCUUCUCUCUGUGUGUGUGUGUGUGUGUGUGUGGGUGUGUGUGUGUGUGUGAGCAUCCCUCAGCACAGCCUCUGCGCUUUUCCCUCUUCUGAAAUAUCAGUCACAGCGCCACGCCCCGCCCCGCCCCGCCCCGGUGGUGAGAGAGCACAGACUUCCCCGUGCCUCGGAUAGCAGAGGCCUUGACUUCCUGUCUGUAGUGCCACACGAUAUCAUCACCUCUCUUCAGCUCACCUUAACAACAGAAAGGGAAAGUAGGGGUGUGUUUCAUAACACACUGCUGCGAGAUUUACACGGUAAAACGUUAGUCAGCUCCCGUAACCUUUCCCUACACGCAUGAGAGCGCCAUGAGAGCCGGAAGAUAUUUAACGUCUAAGGUACAGGAGUACAUUCUUCAGAAGACCGAUUCAGCAAAUAAGCAGUUAUAAUACGUUAUACAGAACUCAAUAUCGUGUUAUUAAUUUAAAAAUUAUUUAUUAGGUUGCAAUUUUAAGGGACGUGCAAAUAGAGCUGUGACUGCCAUUAAAAAAAAAGUUUCAGGGUAUUAAAAAUAAACAAAUUGAGCUUCCUGUGAAUAUUUACGUACAAAAUAGUGUUUACACGUCUUUAUGAUUCCCUUUUUUCCUCGUUUUAUGCCAAACAGACACUGAAGUAUAAGAAAUUUAAAUUAUUCCAAAACCACUACCAACAUUCCAGUAUGAACAAUACAGCACUGUAAAGAUCCAGACCUUUAUAAAUGAGAAAUAGUUUAAUUUAUGUUUAUGUAAAAUGGCAGACAGGAGAUUUUAAAACAUUGUAGGAAUU
Molecule: messenger RNA, 2376 nt
Organism: Pangasianodon hypophthalmus (striped catfish)
Lineage: Eukaryota; Metazoa; Chordata; Actinopteri; Siluriformes; Pangasiidae
Gene: pdk3a
Product: pyruvate dehydrogenase kinase, isozyme 3a
Exons: 11
Coding region: 293-1504 (403 amino acids)
Biological process (GO): regulation of glucose metabolic process; protein phosphorylation
Cellular component (GO): mitochondrion
Molecular function (GO): pyruvate dehydrogenase (acetyl-transferring) kinase activity
Source: RefSeq, a predicted model, not a curated record